AACUCGCUGGAUCUGGGGUUAGAGCUAUAAAAACGCUGCGACCACCGGCAGAUGUCAGUUAGUUACGUUUCAAUCGUCGCUUAGAUAUCACCAGAAGCCAACAUGAAGUUCGCUAUUGCCGUAGUCUUGUUCGCUUUGGCCUAUGGAGUCAACAGCUCUGUGGUGCCGCUGCUGACCACCAUCCAUGGUGGCCAAGUGAUUGUGGGUGCUCCCGCCAUUGCCGGUUCGGUGGCCGUUCAUGCCUCUGCCGUGCCCGCUGGCGUGCCCGUGGCCCUUGCCCCUGCCGGACCCUUGCUCAUCCAGUCGGCGCCUCUUCAAGCCACCGUUGUGGCUGCCCAUGCGCCCGCUGUCGUUGCAGUGGCUGCACCCGAGGCCAGCUAUGUGGCCAAGACACGUGGCGCCGUGCAUGUGGCACCGCUGCCCGGACACUCGCAGUCGGCUGCCUCCGUGAACCUGGAGCCCGCACCAGGCACCUGGUAAUCCACCAGCAGCAGCAGCAGCAGCUAUGGAUAAACGACCACCUUCAGACCCUUGCCCAGCCGCCCCACUCCAGUCAUGUUUUGUUUUAGUGCCCGAAAGGUUCUUUUUCCCCACUUGCCAGCGUCGAUCGUCGAUCUUUGGAUCCUCUUUGGCAGCUCACCAGCUCCACUUUCUUCAAGCAAAUCUAAGUCAGCAAAUCUCCGAGUACUUUCCUAUCGUUUUCUCUGCUUUUUUUCUCUUGUGUUAUCAUCUGGAAAAUUAUUAUUUCUUUGAAUAAACAACAACAAAAAAUAUGUUAUCAAAACAAAA
Messenger RNA from Drosophila obscura, 789 nucleotides. RefSeq names its product adult cuticle protein 1. NCBI's taxonomy places the organism in Eukaryota, Metazoa, Arthropoda, Insecta, Diptera, Drosophilidae. Bases 103 to 480 code for a protein of 125 amino acids. The transcript has 2 exons. The record is from RefSeq and is a predicted model, not a curated record.